Auxenochlorella protothecoides is the source of this 819-nucleotide messenger RNA. Its product is annotated as Nucleolar protein 8. The record is from RefSeq and is a predicted model, not a curated record. NCBI's taxonomy places the organism in Eukaryota, Viridiplantae, Chlorophyta, Trebouxiophyceae, Chlorellales, Chlorellaceae. Bases 1 to 819 code for a protein of 272 amino acids. Gene Ontology annotation, molecular function: RNA binding. The transcript has 4 exons.
AUGGUGGACCCUGUCCGGCUCUGUGUCAGUGGCUUGGCACCGGGGGUGACCCCAUCGGAACUGGAGGCCCGAUUCCACCCCUUUGGGUCCGUGCUGAGCUGCGAGAUGAUAGCGCCCAAGGUGUAUGACAGUGUUGAGUUCCAUAGGGGGCUCGCCUACGUCACCCUGACUCCCAAGGACCCGGCUGCCCUGGCCAAUUGCCUGGCAGUGUACAAUGGCUGCAAGUGGCGAGGGGGCGUCCUCCGGUGUGCACCAGCCUGUCCAGACUACCGCGAACGACUCCGUAUGAUGCAGAGCGAUGAGGUGAAGCUGUUCGAAGCCGAUGCAUCUGUGGAUCCAUCAGGCGCAGAGGAGCUGGAACCCGAGAGCCCAGCAGUGCUACGGCUCAAGGGCCAGACGUAUGGGGAGGUUGUGACGAUAGCAAGCGCUGGGAAUGGAUCCCACCAGGCCCUGGAGGCUGCGCCGCCAGUCACAAUCGUGCAUGCCUUGCUGGACAAGUUUGCGGGGAGCAGCGACGAGGAGGAAAGGAUGCCCUUUGAUCCCGCGGACCUCCUGCCCUCGGCCUCUGACAGCAGCGGAGCGAGCGAGCUUGCCGAGUUCCUGGCGGGCGAGGAGGUGACUGAGCGGGACGGCGUGCCCGACUGGCUGGCCGCCGCCUUCCCCGCCGGUGCCACCUUCUUUCGCAGCGAGCCGCUUGCGAUGGUGGAGGCGACUUGGAGAGUGAAGAAGGAGGCCUGGACCCUGGACUACAAGUCCAAGAACAGGCAAGCGGUGCGCCAGGCAGGAAAGGGGGGGAAGUACAAGAGAGCGCGGACGUGA